AUCAUGAAGCUAGCUCCAAUCUUGUUGCUUGUCGUCGUGGUCGUCUUCGCAGCUGAAGAGAAGGAGGAAGAACGUCCCAAAACAUUCAGAAGACUCAUCCCUGCUGACGUUCUUCGCGAUUUCCCUGGUAUGUGCUUCGCGUCUACAAGAUGCGCUACUAUUGAACCAACAAAAUCAUGGGACCUGACUCCGUUCUGCGGCCGUUCCACGUGCGUGCCAGCCGAUGACAAUUCAGGACGUCUGUUCGAGCUCGUCGAAGACUGUGGACCGCUCCCAAAGGCGAAUCCUAAAUGCAAACUUUCGGACAAGACCAACAAGACCGCCACUUUCCCCGAUUGCUGUCCUGUCUUCGAAUGCGAGGACGGCGCGAAACUCGAAUACCCGGAUAUCCCAACUCUGCCGCCGCCCACGGAAAUCGUAGAAACCGAGAAGACACCGGAAGCGGCCCCGGCGAAAGCUUAACUUUCAAACGUGGAACGUGGCCUCUGCAAAAUCAAUUUGAACGAUCGAUUAAACAGCAGAAAUCGAGACUGUUAAAUUAAAUGGAAAUUAAAAUCGUUUACGUCGACAUCUUCGAUCUGUAAUUUUUCUGUCGUCGAAAUAAUUGAUGAUUUACUGGUCGCUCGUAUGGUACUCUGAAGAACAAAAAAAAAAAAAAAAAACGAAAAAAACUUACUUCGGUUUGAAAAAAUAGUCGCAAUUUAAGAGAAUUAAUUCAAACAAAUGUUAAUUACCUUUGCCUACGAAAUAAGUAUGUAUUGCUUUCAACGUCGCAUAUCGGUGCAUAUUAUUUCGUCACCAACAGGCCACGCUGCAACUUCCUGUUACCCUUCAAUGCAAUUCAUGCGAGACUAAAAUUAUACGCUGUAUAUAAUUUCUGUAUCACUUAGAAUUUCUAUACGAUAAUAUAAAAAUUACAACAUUCCACGUAGACAAAUGUAAGGUUAACGGAAGCGUUGUCGUUAAUACGCGGUACAUCGUUAGCGUUAAUGAUUCGGCAUCAACCCUCAGUUUCUUCGGUUUCCUAGUCUUAAAAACAAGAGUCAGAUGCUCCUGUUCAUUCUGUAAUUGCACUUUUUUAUAGUAGUAGAAAACUAAUUUUUUUCCAUUUCUUUCUCCGACAGUAGAAGGUUCUGCGUAUGUAAUGUAAAAAAACAUGUGUGACUGUAAUUAUAUGUGAGUAAAUUAAUACCUAUUUAAUUCAACAAUA
Molecule: messenger RNA, 1210 nt
Organism: Osmia bicornis bicornis
Lineage: Eukaryota; Metazoa; Arthropoda; Insecta; Hymenoptera; Megachilidae
Exons: 2
Coding region: 4-462 (152 amino acids)
Source: RefSeq, a predicted model, not a curated record